AUGUCUCAAUCAUCUCCACACAGGGACAGCACCCCAACUUCCUCGAAGAGUUACCCGGAAAUUUAUGAGGAAUACAGUGAAUUGGAGGAAUUCGAAGACGAUGACUGUUGUUUGAAACCGUUCCUGCUACAGACAGCGACACAUCUUGAUGCUAUUUAUCCCCAAAUUCUAGAAGCAAAGUACGUUCUAUUUGAAGAGCUACGAGUCUACAGACAGGACACAUCUUGA
Messenger RNA from Opisthorchis viverrini, 228 nucleotides. RefSeq lists its product as hypothetical. The record is from RefSeq and is a predicted model, not a curated record. The transcript has a single exon. NCBI's taxonomy places the organism in Eukaryota, Metazoa, Platyhelminthes, Trematoda, Opisthorchiida, Opisthorchiidae. The coding region runs from base 1 to 228 and encodes 75 amino acids.